AUGCAGGACUCAGCAGCAGCCCUUGCCAUGGAGGGCUACACCAGCAACGUGCCGGCCUUUCUUACCAAGCUGUGGACUCUGGUUGAAGAUCCUGAGACGAACCACCUUAUCUGCUGGAAUACGAAUGGCACCAGCUUCCAUGUUUUCGAUCAGAGUCAGUUUGCAAAGGAAGUCCUGCCCAAAUAUUUCAAGCACAAUAACAUGGCCAGUUUCGUCCGGCAGCUGAACAUGUAUGGGUUUAGGAAAGUGGUGAAUAUUGAGCAAGGUGGACUUGUGAAACCUGAGCGUGAUGAUACCGAAUUCCAGCAUCUUUAUUUCCUGCAAGGCCACGAGCACCUUUUGGAACUGAUCAAAAGGAAGGUGUCUGUUGUGAAAAGUGAAGAAACCAAGAUGCGCCAGGAAGACCUUAGCAGACUAUUGUAUGAGAUCCAAGUCCUCAGGAACCAGCAAGAGAUAAUGGAGUGUCAAGUGCAGGAUGUGAAACAACAGAACGAGGUUAUGUGGAAGGAAGUUCUGUGUCUCAGGCAGAAUCAUUUGCAGCAUCAGAAAGUGAUCAAUAAGCUGAUUCAGUUUCUAUUUGGCCAGCUCCAGUCAAGUCCCAGCAGUCCUGGGAUAAAGAGAAAACGACCUCUCAUGUUGGACGAUGGGAACUCUGCCCCGCAGGUGGCAAAAUUCAGGAGGCCUCUGCCGCUGGAUCCCUUUCACGAGCCUUGCUUCAUUCAGCCGCCAUCUGCAGAACCUGCCUCGUGUCUGAACAGCCCUGUUCCGAGGGGGCUGAUCAUUUCUGAUGUUUCUGAAGCCGCACAGACCAGUCCUGUGGCGUUAGAGCUGCCCCCUGAUAGCGAGAGAGCAGUCCUUCCUGAUCUGUGGGAAGGUGCUGAUUUGAAUUUGGAAGGCUUUCAGAUCUUUCUAAGAAACCAACAGUACAAUCUGGAAGCUACUAGAUCUUUGGAGGCCUUUAACCCCAUGAUACCUUCAAGUGAGUGGACUUUGAAUGAUGUGGAGGCUGAUUUGCCUGUGGCUGCAGAUGGCCAGUGUGGAACAACCGGAGAAGAAAACAAAUAGGAAGUCCUCCUGAGAACCAGAAC
Molecule: messenger RNA, 1088 nt
Organism: Python bivittatus (Burmese python)
Lineage: Eukaryota; Metazoa; Chordata; Lepidosauria; Squamata; Pythonidae
Source: RefSeq, a predicted model, not a curated record